AUGCAGAUAAUUCAUGUCACGAGUGGUGAAUUCAAAUAUCGCGUUCACAACGUUAAGUUUACCAAUAAGGCAGUUCCCAAACCGGUCUUUGCAAAACAUGUCCAGUCUCAACAUCAGAUUGACGUAAUUGAUCUAAGAAAGGAUCCGGUCAAGAACAAAGGCAAGUUAUAUAAGAAAGUUUUAUCAGUGAAAGGUUUGAACCCCGGAGUCAUUACAAAAGGUUGAGUUUGAUCGUCCGGGUGAACGUAGUCCUGAAUAGGACUGUUGUUGUUGACAGUGACUGACGUUUCGACAACCUGUGCCGUAGUUAUCUUCAGAGUCAAAGUGAGUUGUAUCACGUCAGUUGAUGGUAUCAUACUCUGGUUAUUGAUCUGAUUGGCCAAUUAUGUCGCGAUGUUAUUAGUCGUCUGUCAGUUAAGUCGUGAUGUUAUUGGCUAUGAAGACUCGUAAUCAGUGAUUGGUGCGUUUCGAUCCGUCUAUUAUCACAGUUAAACAGUCGUCUAUUGUUAAUCAAAUUGCCAGUUCUCCAGUUGUUCUCUCGUAGUUAGUUUUGCUUGAUCUCGAGAUCAACUACAUCCUAUGGAAAAAAAGUCAAGCGACCAGGUUGUACGACUUUUGUGACCGAUAUAUGAUCAACACGGACCACCUGACCGCCUUCAAAGGGACCGAGGCCCAGGAUUUGAAGGAAAAGUGCUCUCUCUCUGGAAACACUUUAAAAUCAAAAUGAUAAAGUCAAGAACCUAUCAUUCACAAUUUCAGGGAAACGUGGAACGAUCACACAGGAGAUUAAGAAAAGAGAUCAAGUAUGAUUCCAUUAAACUGGGCAAGAAAGGGUUAAAUUGUGUGGCUAAUCUUGGUGCUUAUAGCCGUAUCCUAAACGACUAAAGCAAAGAAGAAUUGGGAUGGAAAAGCCCAUACGAAAUUUACUUUGGGCGGAAAUCAAAUACUUUGAUCCAAGCAUCCUUAGACAAAGAAGCUGAGCAGAAAUAGAUAAUUGCAUCACCAAAGCCCCCAGCCGAAAGGCAUACAAAUACCAUUCUAAUAACAGCAAGAAACGGCGGAAAAGAACAUAUCUCUCCACUAAGAGAUUGAAUUCCAGAAUGGUAAAGCGCUACGCUCGAGUUAAUAAUGCUCCAGCCUACAAAACUGACGAUAAGGUCUUGGUCCGCUACCGCCCACGACGGAGAGGAAGCAUUCCACCUAAAGGACACAUAAUUAUCGAAGGAACAAUCGUGAAGAAAAGUAAAAAUAAUCCAGCUUACAUGGUUAGAAUAAUGCUACCCAACGGAUCAGAGAUAGAAAUAGAUGAAUAG
Molecule: messenger RNA, 1313 nt
Organism: Porites evermanni
Lineage: Eukaryota; Metazoa; Cnidaria; Anthozoa; Scleractinia; Poritidae
Source: the annotation of a GenBank genome assembly